AUGGCGGGCAUGGGACGUGGCAUGCCCAAUAACAUGCAACAAAAGGCCAUGGCUAAUCAGAUGGGUGGGCAAAUGGGUGGGCAAAUGGGUGGGCAAAUGGGUGGACAAAUGGGUGGGCAAAUGGGGGGUCAGAUGGGAGGCCAGAUGGGAGGUCAGAUGGGACAAAUGGGCCAGAUGGGCCAGAUGGGCGCCCAAAUGGGUGGCCAGAUGCCCAGAGGUAUGCCGCAGCAGAUGGCUGGUCAAUUGAGUCUCAGUCACCCGUCGGUGCAGCAACACAUAUUUGAUAUGCUCACGGCACAAGGGCCGUUCAGCGGAUGGCAGGCCAACGUUCACAUCAAGGAACGAGCGGCGCAGAUCAAACUGUUGGUGGACUCGUUGCGUCUGGUCAGGCCGCCAGUCGAACUCCCACGGGCCAUCGAAGUUGCGCUCCAGUUCGAACGCAAGUGUUUUACCCAAAGUGCCAGCAAAGAAGACUAUGUCCGAGAAUGCAGUGAGAAGCUCGGUAGGAUCCGCGAUCAACGGGCACAACAGAUGAACCAGGGCGCUGCCGGUAUGAUGCAGAACAUGCAAAUGGGCAUGCCUAAUAUGCAAAUGCCCAACCAGAAUAUGGCGCAGAUGCAGCAGAUGGGCCAGAACAUGAAUCCGAACAUGUCCAUGGCCCCGCACAUGCAGCAGCAAAUGCAAGGCUCGCCUAUGUUCAAUCAAGCACCGCCGAUGAUGAACCAGGGAGCUCCCAAGAUGAACCAGGCCCAGACCCCCAUGAUGCAAACAAAUAACCAGCAGAAGCAGAUGCAACUGUCCGAAUUGACUGCCGAAGAUAACAAGGCCAUCAACGUCCGAGCCGCCGAACUGGCGAAAAGUACCCCGAAGGAAGAGAUGCGUAAUAUCGUGGAGAAGAUGGCCCCUCAACUCAGGGCGAAUCUGGCACAAAAGUCCGUCGACCCAAUCAUCUACUACUUCCGAAUGCUUGCCACCAAGGAAUUCCGCCGACGAAAGCAGAUGGAAGCCGGGAUGAGUGGAGCGGGCAAUCCUGGCCAGAUGGGCAACAACGCCAACACGAUGGGCCAGCUACAGAACCAAGCCAAUCAGAAUACCAUGAACCAAGGCUUGAACGUCAAUUCCAACGGAUUCCCAGGCGAUAUGGGUCGAUAUCAAGGACUACAAGCAGAAGGGCUAAGGUCCCAAGAAGAAGGGCAAUUGGUUGUGCCCGCCAGCAACAGCCAGACCAUCAUGUCGGAGCAGAUGCGGAUUCAACAGCAGAUGUUGGCCAACCAGCGAAUGGGCCAACAGCAACAGCAGCAGCAGCAUCAGAACCAUGCCAUGAACCCGGCUUUCAUUGCGCAACAGCAGCGUCUGCAACAGGCUCAGGCGACCAAGAUGCAGCAGGCUCAACUGCAGGCCCAGAACCAGGCCCAAGCCCAGGCUCGUGCCCAAGCUGCCGCUGCACAGGCCCAAAUGGCAGGUCAACGGGGUCAAAUGCAGGGCAUGCCUCAGUCCAACACUCCCCUCUCCACCAUCAACCGACCAGUCGGUCCUAAUGUCUCUGGAGCCAGUCCCCAGACUGUGCCCCGGGUUCCUUCUGGCACACCGGUGAUGAAUCAACAACAAGGACAGAUGCCGGGGCAGAUGCAGCCCGGGCAGCAGCAACAGCAGCAGCCACAGAUGGGUAUGCAGGAGAUCCAGAAGCGGGAACAGGCUCUGGCCAGCUUUCCUGGACCUGUCCAAGCGAUCCUUCGGCAGAAGCCCCAGAGCGAGUGGCGAGCCAUUCUGCAACAAUUCCAGCAAAGCAGCAAUAUGAAAAGAAGCUUGUCGCAGCAACCGCAGCAACAACAGCAACAGCAGCAGCCUCAACCUGCGGCUCAGAUGCAGAAUGGUGCUUUUGUUGGCGGCGCAAAUAUAGGGCCAAUGCCAAUGCAGCAGUCCCUCUCCGCUGGAGCAGUCUCUCUUCAGGGCCAGGAUAUGGUAGCGAUGCCUAGCUCGCAAGGGCAAAUGCAACAGAACCAGGAGUUGAUGAGACAACGUCAAAUGCAGAUGCAGCAGCAGCAGCAGCAGCAGCAGUCACAGCAGCAGGCGCCUCCUCAUGCUGCAGGUCAUCCUCAAACCCAGCGUCAGCAGUUGACGCCUCAACAAAUGAAAGUCAUGGACCAACAGCCGGUGCCCCCAGCGGUAUUGAACAAUAUAAGGCAGCACACGGCAAUUCCUGACGUUAAGAACUGGGGCCAGCUCAAGCAAUGGUUGACAGCAAACCCUGUGCCGAAUCUGCCCAUUGCUCAAGCCUUGGACAUCCAGGCAACCCAUUUUGCCCAUAUCAUGAAGACCCGCGGGCAGAAUGCUCAACAGCAGAACAAUCCAAAGGCUGGUCCAGUUCCGGUACAACAUCCUCAGCAGAUUCAGCAAAUGCCUCAAGGUCCGGCACAAGGCAUGCCUGGUCAGGCUCCUGGAAUGGCUCCUGGGGCGGUGCCGGCAUUCCGGCCACCAAGUCAACAAGACAUCCUGAGACUGCGAGCUCACAACCCUAAGCUAGCAACUCUCCCCGAUGAACAAAUACGGGCACUGCUGAUCAACCGUCACCGUCAAAUGCAACAGAAGGCGAUGCAACAGCAACCUGGCCAGCAACCCAUGGCACAGCCAAUGCACUUCAUGCCUUCCCAGGCUGGCGCGCCUGGACAGCAGUUUGGCAUGCAAGGACAGUUGCAGGCCCAGGCGCCUGUUCAGCCCAACAUGCAAGCUGUACAACAGCAACGGCCACCCUCAGCUCAAGCCCCUGAACAAGCUCGGCCAAUGCAGGUGAAUGGCCUCCCGAUGAAGAGGCCCGGCGACGACGACGUUCUCCAAGUGCCCAAUCCAACUAAGCAGGCACAGGCUCAGAUAGACUCCGCUAAGAUUCCGGGAGGCCAGACUCUCACCAAGGAACAGUUCAACGCGCUGGACCCCGUCAAGAAGCAGCAAUACAUGAAUUAUCAACGUCAACAGGCAACAAUGCGCAGAAUCGUGGAACUAGGAAAAGAAGUCCAGGCCAGCAUACCGAAACCGCGGCCCAUCACGAACAUGGAUGCUGCAAGUAGAAAGCGCAUCACCACGCUGCUGACUUCCGACAACGUCAAGAACAUGCUGGGACGGUUUGACGCGUUUCUCAUGGCCUUCUAUAGGAUCGAGCCCAAUGAUCAGGCUAUCAAGCAGCUGGUUGCUCAGAAGUUGCAGCUGAUCGCACAGUUCAAGCCACAAUCGCUCCAGAACCGAACAUUUGAGAUGGUGGACAAUUUCAGCAUCACACCAGACGCAGCUGAAGCCAUCAUCAACAAUAUCACCGCCAAAUUCCAGCAAACCGCCGCUCAAAUCCCUCAUCAAAACAAACCUCGCCCGCAACCCGCGCAGCUGACUCCGGAGAAUCUGAGCCUGCUGGAAGCGCAGGAGCAAGAGCGUAAGAAAGCCCUGAAGGCCAACCAUGCCCCUCCCGCGCCAACAGCCACCCAGCCACCCUUCCAGAUUGGCGAUCCCAGAGGACACGGCACCCCCAGGUAUGCAACACCGGGGCUCAAGCAAGAGGAUCUCAAGCUUCCCGCGGAUCCGAAACGACGGAAGAAGAAUCAGCAACAGAGCGCGGCCACAGCCGGGCAACAGGGCGCAUCGGCUGCUCCCGCCACGACCUCGCCGCAGGCAACGAAAGCACCCAAGCCGGUCGAGACGUUCAAGUGUCCGGUUGUGGGGUGUGAACACCAGCUCAAAGGUUUUGCUAGUCAGGCUGAGCUCGAUCGACACCAUAAUGUCACCCACAAGCUGGAUAUGGAGCCGGUCACGGACCCCCUUGCCUUCCUGCACGAGUCGUUGCGGUCUGCCUUUAACCUGGAUGAAAAUCUCAAACAAAUCAAGAAGCCGAAAUCGGACAGUCAGGGCGCAGCUGUUUCCGCUGUGAAAGCCGAAAGCCAUGUUGCCACCCCGAUUCCAAUGUCCAAGAUCCCGAGCCAAGGUGGGCAAGGGGCUGCUGCGAAGGCGGCCGACGCCACUACUGGAGACGACGAUCCAUGGAGGCAUAGCAACAUUACACUUGACCAAUUACGGACGGCGUUUGGCGGCGACGACUGGGAGGAGCUGUUUCCGUCGCAAGAGAAGACCGAGGAAUACCAGUCCAAGUUCUAUGAAGCAUACCGCAACACCAGCGACAGAUGGAGAAAGAUUGUGGAGGGCCCUAAUGGCGCCUUGACAGAUACCUCGACCGAGAAGUCCAAGAGCCCGGGUGACGGUAGCGACAAAGAUGCUCCUUCCGAGGGCGCCGCGGGCGAGGACAAGAAAGCUGCACAGCCAAAGAAGACCGAGGACGACUCAUGGAUGGUCAAUCUUGACGGCAUCGAAGGACUCGAUCUGAGCGGUCUCAACGACACGUCUCCUUUCGAGAACAUUGGUGAUCUAGACAUCAUCAUGGGCGAGGAUGGCUCCCCCUACGAGUCCAUUGAGAAACCUCAGUUCUCGGUGGGAGAGUCGCAGCUGCAACAGCUCGGCGUCGAUGUUCAACACCCCGAGAACUGGACAGCGCAGGACAGAGCGCUGGUGGAGUUUGUGCUGGAGGGUUGA
Messenger RNA from Capronia coronata CBS 617.96, 4569 nucleotides. RefSeq lists its product as uncharacterized. Gene Ontology annotation, biological process: regulation of DNA-templated transcription. The transcript has a single exon. Lineage: Eukaryota; Fungi; Ascomycota; Eurotiomycetes; Chaetothyriales; Herpotrichiellaceae. The coding region runs from base 1 to 4569 and encodes 1522 amino acids. The record is from RefSeq and is a predicted model, not a curated record. Gene Ontology annotation, molecular function: transcription coregulator activity.